Python bivittatus (Burmese python) is the source of this 1323-nucleotide messenger RNA. It is a transcript of the gene PRR22, whose product is annotated as proline rich 22. The record is from RefSeq and is a predicted model, not a curated record. Lineage: Eukaryota; Metazoa; Chordata; Lepidosauria; Squamata; Pythonidae.
AUGCAGCAGCCGAAACUCUUCUACCCCCAGCACGAGACCUACGCCUCCCGGCCUCUAGAGCGACCUGACGGCCAGCCCGGCCGAGCCUUUCCGGCUUUCGUCCUUCCAGAAAACCUUGCCUCUGUAGGGACACCCAGUUUGUACCACCCGCCCAGUCAAGAUCUUUGUGCGACGCCCCCAGCAGGCUUCCACAUGGCGCCCUGCGGCUGCUUCUUUGACCCCAGAAUCUACCGCAUUGAGUGGGCAACGGCCAAUUUUGUCCAGCCCUCAGUGUAUAAACUCUCCAGUGGGCCCAGCCCGCAAAACUCGUACCUUCUGGACAGCCCAAAGUAUCUCAAGGGGCCGGUCCAGCCGCUGCCCUACUCCCCGUACCAGCCCGUGGCCAGCAACCCCCCCUUUGCCAUGCCCUUCUUCAAGCCAGAGGGGUCCCCCGCCAAGCUGACGGAGCACGUUGGCUUCGUUGCCAACCUGGCCCACGGGCCUCCGUUUGUGGAGGUGCCCCAUCUCCCGGGCGAGGGCCUGGUGCAGGUGGAGGACCACAAGCUGCUUGCGGCGGUCCCGAGUUCGGGUCUGCAGGAGCAGCAGCUCAGCCAAGGGGGCCCCUACCAGCAUCUCGACCCCAGCCCCAGCCUGGCCUUCCGAGCCUUCAAGACCUUCCCAGCGGAAGAGGGAGACUUUAAAGGCAGCGAGGCACCUGUGGAGCUCGGGGAGCCCUCUCUGACCCCCAGUGGCCCUCCUGAAGACCCGGCCCCCUGUGAGGGGGAAGAAGAGCUGGAGCCGUGCCUGAACCUGGGGGGCAUCAUGCCCCGGGAAGCCCCCUUGCUGGGGGAGCCGGAGGAGGCCUUCCACCUGCUGGACCAGGUUCCUCUGGAAGAUGCCAUGAAGCUCUUCGACUGCUCACCCGCCAGUUCCGACACGGAGGCGUCCCCCGAGGACCUGAGCCACGGCGGCCAGGGCGCCCCCCAGGGCGAGGGCGAGGGCAUGCGGGAGGGCGAGGACUCCUCCAGUGACAUCCGGUCCCUCAACCUGCCGGAUGAGCUGCUCUCCUUCGACUACAGCGUGCCGGAAAUCCUCAGCGCCGUGACCAGCUUGGAUUACCUCUACGACGUGAACGCCUUCGGGGAGGAAGCCCAGUGGGAGAGGAGGCGGUCCCCCCCGCCUCUCCCGAGACACGCGUCUCCUUCGGGCGUGGAGGAGAAGAGGAGGAACAUUGCCCUGACCGCCAAGCGGGGCAAAGCUGGGGCCAGGAAGCCCGAGCUGGCAUCCAUGCAGGGAGGCGACAGGCAAACUCCGGAGGCAGACCCUGCCCUGCUGGCCGUCUGA